CAGAAAUCCGGAUAACAAGAAGUAUUUGUCCACACAGUCUUGGCCAGGACAUCAGAGGUGUCAGAACAGGGGAAUAAAAAAGAUGCUAAUGUUUGACCCAGUCCCUAUCAAGCAAGAAGCCAUGGAACCUGUUUCAGUGUCAUACCCGUCCAAUUACAUGGACCAAAUGAAGCCAAACAAAUACAGCGUCAUUUAUUCUACACCGAGCAUGUUGCACAAUAAAUUCUACUCAAGCCCUGAAGGACUAUCAAAUGGGAUCCAGAUGGAGCCUGUAGACCUUACAGUUAACAAACGGAGCUCACCACCUUCAGCUGGGAGUUCUCCGUCCCCCUUGAAAUUUCAGACUGCGCAUAGAAGAACUUCACCAGGGUUGACUCUGUCCUCGCCCAGCUCACCUCUCAGUAAAUUCGCACCAUCUCCUCCAGGAGUACAGCCCAUUUCCAUGCCAAUAACAAUCCCGCCUGUAAUGGCUGCUGCUCUUUCACGCCACGGACUGAGGAGCCCCGGGAUACUUCCAGUUAUACAGCCCGUUGUGGUCCAGCCUGUUCCUUUCAUGUAUGCGCCCCAUCUUCAGCAGCCCAUCAUGGUGUCCACCGUACUUGCAGAUGAGAUGGAAACUCCAAGUAGCAUGCAAGUGCCUGUCAUUGAGUCUUAUGAGAAGCCUACACUGAAGAAAACAAUCAAGGUAGAGCCAGGAAGUGAACCAUCGAAGACUGACUUCUAUCCUGAACAGAUAUCACCUCCAAUGAUGACCUCACUGUCACCCCAGCAAGUAAUGUUGCAAGAGAAUCACCCUUCAGUUAUAGUUCAGCCAGGAAAGAGGCCUUUACCUGUGGAAUCUCCAGACACACAGAGAAAACGCAGAAUACAUCGGUGUGAUUACGAAGGCUGCAACAAAGUCUACACUAAAAGCUCCCAUCUGAAAGCUCACAGAAGAACCCAUACAGGUGAAAAACCAUACAAGUGCACUUGGGAGGGGUGCACAUGGAAGUUUGCUCGUUCUGAUGAACUAACGCGGCAUUUCCGCAAGCACACAGGAAUCAAACCUUUUCAGUGCCCAGACUGUGACCGUAGCUUUUCACGAUCGGACCAUCUUGCUCUUCACAGAAAGCGCCACAUGCUCGUCUGAAUGUCUUCUGUUCCUGACUUCUGUCACAGUUUUGGGUGUUUUUUUACACAUGCAUUUUAAUUUGGAUUCAGCUGGUCUGAAUCUCUGAGUUUAUACCAUUAAAAGCUUACAUAUGGUCAGUAACAGAUGUUAUCUAACCCUUCUACGUCCUUGCCACGGGUCAGACCUAAAGAAUGUGAACACUUUUUUUUUUCCUCCUGGGGGUGCUAAGCAAACCCUUUCUGUAGACAAUAUGUUUAAUGUAUUCCAUUGUGAAUAAGGGAAUUUGUAAACUAACAACUUUUGUUGGUUUCUUCAUAUAAUCAACCCAGCAUAUACCGAUAAAGUAGUAAAUGUUAUUGAAUAUCCAAAA
Messenger RNA from Mesitornis unicolor (brown roatelo), 1481 nucleotides. RefSeq names its product Kruppel-like factor 3 (basic) (gene KLF3). The record is from RefSeq and is a predicted model, not a curated record. The coding region runs from base 83 to 1129 and encodes 348 amino acids. Lineage: Eukaryota; Metazoa; Chordata; Aves; Mesitornithiformes; Mesitornithidae. The transcript is spliced from 6 exons. Gene Ontology annotation, biological process: regulation of transcription by RNA polymerase II. Gene Ontology annotation, molecular function: DNA-binding transcription factor activity, RNA polymerase II-specific; RNA polymerase II cis-regulatory region sequence-specific DNA binding.